Molecule: messenger RNA, 2493 nt
Organism: Scutellospora calospora
Lineage: Eukaryota; Fungi; Glomeromycota; Glomeromycetes; Diversisporales; Gigasporaceae
Source: the annotation of a GenBank genome assembly
AUGACUGAUACAGAAAAACGUCAGAUUUUGCCCACUAAUGUUAGGCCAACUCACUAUGACUUGACUUUGACACCUGACCUUGAGUCCUUUACUUUUAAAGGGACUGAGGUUGUCAAUCUUAAUAUCAAUCAAAAUACCAAUAUUAUAUCUCUUAACGCGAAUGAAAUUCAAGUUAAUUCUGCAAAGUUAUCAAAUAUAUCCGGUCAAUGUCAAAAUUCUGUAGAUAUUUAUUAUGAUAUUCAAAAGCAGAUUGUCACUCUUACUUUUCCUAAAGAACUACCAGCUGGAUCUAAAGCUACUUUACAUCUUGAAUUUACUGGGAUAUUGAAUGAUAAAAUGGCUGCAACCUCAGCUCGUCGUGCUUUUCCUUCAUGGGAUGAGCCUGCAAUUAAGGCUACUUUCGAUAUAACUUUAAUUGUUCCGUCAGAUUUGACUGCUUUGAGUAAUAUGAAUGUGAUCUCUGAGACUUCACUCGAGGACGGUAAAAAGAAAGUUAAAUUCGCAACGACACCAAUUAUGAGUACUUAUUUGAUCGCACUUGUAGUUGGUGAUUUAGCCUAUGUUGAGACUUCUACUACUGGUAUUCAUAACGGUGGAAAACCUGUUUUGGUUCGCGUUUAUGCGACAAAAGGCAGUGAACAACUUGGUCAAUUUGCUUUGAAUAUUGGCGCUAAUGCUUUGGAAUAUUUUGCUGAAGUCUUUGGUAUUCCAUAUCCACUGCAAAAGUGUGAUAUGAUUGGUAUUCCGGACUUUGAGGGUGGUGCUAUGGAAAACUGGGGUCUCGUUACUUUUAGAACUGCUUCUAUAUUAUUUGAUCCUAAAGCAUCUGAUGCUAAGUUCAAGGAACAUAUUGCAUACAUUGUGUCCCAUGAAUUAGCUCAUCAGUGGUUUGGUAAUCUUGUAACUAUGAAAUGGUGGGACAAUCUUUGGCUUAAAGAAGGUUUUGCUACUUGGAUUGGAUACUUUGCUGUGGACAAAUUCUUUCCUGAUUGGGAUAUCUGGACUCAAUUUGUCACGAAUACUUUUCAAAACGGACUUCAACUUGAUUCUUUAAGGUCUUCUCAUCCUAUUGAAGUUCCCGUAAAUGAUCCAAGUGAAAUCCAUCAGAUUUUUGACGCAAUAAGUUACAACAAAGGUGCAUCCGUCAUACGUAUGUUGAGUUCUUUCUUAGGAGAGGAUAUUUUCUUAGCAGGAAUUAGACGUUAUUUGAAGAGUCAUGAGUAUAGUAAUGCCAUAAAUGAUGAUUUAUGGAAAGCUUUAACUGAAGAAAGUGGAAUUGAUGUCGGCGAGUUCAUGUCAAAUUGGACCAAAGUUGUUGGAGUAUGCCAUGAUACAUUACAUAUUUGUCAAUCACGUUUUCUUUCAACUGGAAAACCUAAUCUUGAUGAAGAUAAAACAAAUUGGUGGGUGCCACUUGGAAUAGAUCUUGGACCUUUAUCUUCUAAUGGUGAUUUUGGAUCUAAAGUCCUUACUACAAAAGAAUCAGAAUUAAAAUUGCCUCACGGUGCAUUUGAAUUUUAUAAACUUAAUUCACAUGUAACUGGAGUUUAUCGUGUAAAUUAUACUCCAGAACGAUUGGUAAAAUUGGGCCACGCUGUCAAGAAAGGUUUACUUAAUACAACUGAUCGUGUUGGGUUAAUCGCCGAUGCUGGUGCUUUGGCGGUAAGCGGUUAUGCAAAAACAAGUGGUUUAUUAAGCCUCAUUAAUGAAUUCGACUGUGAAGAGAAAUCUAUUGUUUGGAUGCAGAUUAAUUCUCAAAUCACUAAUCUCUUAAGUGUGUGGUUUGAACAACCUGAACAUGUAUACCAAGGACUUUUAAAGUUUCAACGUCACUUAAUUUCAAAAUUUAUCUCAAAAUUGGGUUGGGAAUAUCCUGAAAAUGAGGAUUUUUUAAUUACUAUGUUGAGGACUUUAGUAAUUAAAAUGGCUGGCAGAGCUAAAGUUCCAGAAGUUAUUAAGGAAGCAUUUCGUAGAUUCGAAUUAUUUACAAAGAAUAAUGAUAAAUCUGCCUUACAUCCUAAUAUUCGUGGAGCUGUUUACGAAAUUGUGCUUUGUAAUGGAGGUGGAGUAAAUGAAUUUGAUGCAAUUUUGAAAAUAUAUCGUGAAGCUAAUACAGAAGAUCAGAGACUUGUUGCUUUAAAUGGACUUGGAUUCGCUCAACAAGAAGAUUUAAUUAAACGCGUAUUGGAAUUUUCCACAUCUGAAGAAGCGCGAAGACCACUGUGGAAUUUUGUUAAAGAAAAUUGGGAAACUCUUCAUGACCGAUAUGCCAAAUCUAAUUAUAUGUUUAGAAGCAUAAUUAAAUUUAGUAUUAAUUCUUUUUCAUCUGAAUCUGACAUAAAAGAUAUUGAAGAAUUCUUUUCUAACAAAAAUACUAAAGAAAUUUCAAAACCUUUACAACAAAGUUUAGAAAAUAUUCGUGUCAAUACUGCAUGGUUGACACGUGAUAAAAUGGAUGUAGAAAAUUGGUUGAGAAUUAAUGGAUAUUUGUAA